AUGAGGAAGAAGAGGAAAGGUGGCGAGGCUGACCCAUGCCUAGAUCUACCGGAAGAUGUGACAUCAAAGGCGUGCAAUUCAAGAUCAUCGAUCCUUACAUCACAUUAUUCACUAGAGGAUUAUACAAGGUUGAAGAAGCGGUGCAAAGAAGAUGAUGAUGAUGAUGAUGAUGGAGGCACUGAACCUGUGGUGUCGCAUAAAAGUAGGCUUGCAGGCAUUGCCACUGCUCCGCCAUGUGGGACUUCGUCUUUGGUUGCUCCAGGAAGAGGUAUCAAGAGGAAGAUAGGGUGUAUAGAUGUUGCUACCCAGAUGGGUAGGAAGAAUAAGAUUGAGGAAGAUUAUGUUUCAGGUGAAACGCUUGGCCAUGGAAAGUUUGGGUCGGUUUGGUUGUGUCAGUCCCGGAUUAGUGGUGCUGAGUAUGCAUGUAAGACUCUGAAAAAAGGGGAGGAGACGGUUCAUAGGGAGGUGGAGAUAAUGCAGCAUUUGUCUGGUCAUCCGGGGGUUGUGACAUUGCAGGCUGUGUAUGAGGAGUCAAAUUGUUUUCAUCUUGUGAUGGAGUUAUGCUCUGGAGGGCGCCUGAUUGAUCAGAUGGUUCAGGAGGUUCAGUAUUCAGAGCACCGGGCUGCCAAGAUAUUCAAGGAAGUGAUGCUAGUUAUCAAGUAUUGUCAUGAUAUGGGGGUCGUACACAGAGACAUAAAGCCUGAGAACAUUCUUCUCACAAAAGCAGGAAAGAUAAAGCUUGCAGAUUUUGGGCUGGCUAUGAGAAUAUCAAAUGGGCAAAAUCUGACUGGUUUGGCUGGAAGUCCGGCUUAUGUUGCACCAGACGUUUUGUUAGGAAAGUAUUCUGAGAAGGUGGAUAUCUGGAGUGCUGGUGUCCUCCUACACGCGCUCUUGGUUGGUGUCCUUCCAUUUCAAGGAGACUCCUUAGAAGCAGUUUUUGAAGCAAUCAAGACUGUGAAGCUUGAUUUCCAUACAGGGAUAUGGGAGUCAAUUUCGAAGCCUGCGCGGGAUCUUAUUGGGAGAAUGCUGACAAGGGAUGUUUCAGUACGGAUCACAGCAGAUGAAGUACUGAGGCAUCCAUGGAUAUUGUUUUAUACUGAGCGAACACUAAAGGCACUUCCCAUUAAAUCAAGAUUGAAGAACCAAGCAGGAGCGCCUUGCCCCCAACUUGCCAUUCCACCCAGACUAAAAGCAUGUCUAAACAAGUCAGUAGAUGGCUCUCUCAGUGAAACUUCAGGUCCCCUUUCGUCAUCUGAUAGUUGCAAUUCAGAAGAAGACCAGGAUGAUUGUGGUUUAGUGGAUGCACUUGCCACUGCAGUUUCCCACGUGAGAAUUUCCGAGCCGAAAAGGAGCAGGCUAUGUGGUCCCAAAGGUCGUCCAAUUGAGCAGCAGUGUUCAUCUAACAUGAAAGCUAACAACCUCUGUAAAGCAUUUUGA
This is a messenger RNA of Prunus armeniaca (apricot), 1437 nucleotides long. Lineage: Eukaryota; Viridiplantae; Streptophyta; Magnoliopsida; Rosales; Rosaceae. The record is from the annotation of a GenBank genome assembly.